GGCUUCGUUCAUCUGUAAUGCUGUCCAAUAAGAAGUCAGACCCAGGUUCCUCCUCUUCUUCAGGGGGUAACGGUGGAGACCGUGCUCCUGAAACCCUCUCUGCUCCUCUGGCUGCUCCAGCCGGUCCCUCUGGCCCAGGUUCAGCAGAUGUGAAAAAGAAAGAGAGAGCUUCUCCAAGUGGAGAACCAGGUGGACCUCCUCUUCUGCACCCUCCUGGACCAGGAGGGGUUGAUCAAGAUUCUGCAGAGGGACGCAGGACCAGUCGCCGUAAAAGAGCAAAGGUGGAGUACAGGGAGAUGGAUGAGAGUCUCGCUAAUCUGUCGGAGGAUGAGUAUUAUUCGGAGGAAGAGAGGAACGCUAAAGCUGAAAAAGAAAGGAAACAGGUAAUUCCUCCACCAGCCCCACCAAUAGAGGAGGAGAAUGACAGCGAACCUGAGGAACCGUCAGGUGUAGAGGGGGCCGCCUUCCAGAGUCGUCUCCCACAUGACCGUAUGACAUCACAGGAAGCUGCAUGCUUCCCUGACAUUAUUGGUGGACCACAGCAUACUCAGAAAGUGUUCUUGUACAUCCGGAACCGAACGCUUCAACUAUGGUUGGACAACCCCAAAAUCCAGCUGACCUUUGAGGCAACUGUGCAGCAGCUAGAAGCUCCAUACAACAGUGAUGCUGUCCUAGUGCACCGGAUACACAGCUACCUGGAGAGACAUGGGUUCAUCAACUUUGGUGUCUACAAGAGAGUAAAGCCUCUGCCAACAAAGAAAACUGGAAAAGUUAUAGUGAUUGGAGGUGGGGUGUCCGGGCUGGCAGCAGCAAAACAGCUGCAGAGUUUUGGGAUGGAUGUGACCAUUCUGGAAGCAAGAGAUCGUGUGGGAGGGCGAGUGGCCACUUUCAGGAAAGGGAACUAUGUAGCUGACCUGGGUGCUAUGGUGGUGACUGGACUGGGUGGAAACCCUAUGGCAGUAGUCAGCAAACAGGUCAACAUGGAGCUGGCCAAAAUCAAACAGAAGUGUCCACUCUAUGAGGCCAAUGGACAAGCUGGAGAGCGCUGCACAAGUGUCCCUAAAGAGAAGGAUGAGAUGGUAGAGCAAGAGUUCAAUCGCCUUUUAGAGGCAACGUCAUAUCUCAGCCACCAGCUCGACUUCAACUUUCUUAACAACAAACCUGUGUCUCUGGGACAAGCACUGGAAGUAGUUAUACAGCUGCAGGAGAAACAUGUGAAAGAUGAGCAGAUUGAACACUGGAAGAAGAUUGUGAAGACUCAAGAGGAGCUUAAGGACCUUCUGAACAAGAUGGUGGCUACUAAGGAGAAAGUGAAGGAGCUGCAUCAGCAGUAUAAAGAGGCCAGUGAGGUAAAGCCACCCAGAGACAUCACAGCUGAGUUCCUGGUGAAGAGCAAACACAGAGACCUCACAGCACUCUGCAAGGAGUAUGAUGAACUGGUGGAGAUGCAGGUAAAAUUAGAGGAGAGACUGCAAGAGCUGGAGGCCAACCCACCCAGUGAUGUUUAUCUGUCUUCGAGAGACCGACAGAUUCUUGACUGGCACUUUGCAAACCUUGAGUUUGCCAACGCUACACCUCUUUCAACACUCUCGCUCAAACACUGGGAUCAGGACGAUGAUUUUGAGUUCACGGGCAGUCACCUAACGGUGCGGAACGGAUACUCAUGCGUCCCAGUGGCACUUGCAGAGGGUUUGGAUAUCAAACUCAACACUGCAGUGAGACAGGUCCGAUACACAUCAUCUGGUUGUGAGGUGAUUGCGGUGAAUACCCGCUCCACUACCCAGACGUUCAUUUAUAAGUGUGACGCCGUGUUAUGUACUCUUCCUUUGGGAGUGCUGAAGCAGCAGCCGCCAGCUGUGCAGUUUGUGCCUCCCCUGCCAGAAUGGAAGACGGCUGCCAUUCAGAGAAUGGGCUUUGGGAACCUCAACAAGGUUGUGUUGUGUUUUGAUAGAGUAUUCUGGGACCCCAGUGUUAACCUCUUUGGACAUGUGGGAAGUACUACGGCCAGUCGAGGGGAACUGUUUCUCUUCUGGAAUCUCUACAAAGCUCCCAUACUGGUGGCUCUGAUGGCGGGAGAGGCUGCAGGCAUUAUGGAGAAUAUCAGUGAUGAUGUCAUUGUUGGCCGUUGUCUGGCAAUCCUCAAGGGCAUCUUUGGAAGCAGUGCAGUACCUCAGCCAAAGGAGACGGUGGUGAGUCGCUGGCGUGCCGACCCUUGGGCUCGUGGGUCUUACUCGUAUGUAGCAGCCGGUUCAUCUGGUAAUGACUAUGAUGAAAAAUACUGCAUUUAUCCAAAAAUGAAUGCCAUACCUGGAGCCUCACAGCCUGUUCCACGUCUGUUCUUUGCGGGUGAACACACAAUCAGAAACUAUCCCGCAACGGUCCACGGCGCUUUGCUGAGUGGGCUGAGGGAGGCAGGAAGGAUCGCUGAUCAGUUCCUGGGAGCCAUGUACACUAUGCCACGCCAAGCCACUGCCAAUCCAAACCCACAGCCCUCCCCCAGCAUCCAAUAAAUGUCUAAACCCACACAUGAUGUGCACAGAGAGAGAAUGUGAGUUGGGGAUUUUCAGUGAAAGAAUGUCUUGUUAGAUAAAGAGCGGGCGGGUCACGUAAGGACACCGGGUGACUCCUUAGACUGGGAAUGUGUGUUUAUGGGAGAGUUUGUCUGCAUGUAAGAACAUGCCUUUAGGGAAAUCAUUCACUAAUCUGAGAGCUGGAGAUUUAAAACAACCCUUCACUCAUUUACCUUCUGCUGCAGCAGCUUUACUAAGUCAUCUGAAAGGACAGGUGGAUGGUUCCAGAAGAAUUUACCUGGAAUGGUUUGUUCCCUGCAGACGCACAGGACAAGGGACUGUUAUUCACACGUAACGCAACUCAUGCAAAGUCUUUGAUCACAAAGUAUCAAAUGUUUCAAGGCAGAGCAUUAAAAUUUCAAUUGUAAAAACCAGAUAGAUGGAUAUGGAUGCAUUAGUUGAAAUCCAGCUGCCUACCCAACCCAUUGCUUUUUAUUUUUUCAUAAUAAUAAAAAAGAAAAUCAAAAGCAAAUGUCAUGAAUUUUCUAUGUAGCUUGGAUGUUUUUGUUAGGAACAAUUGCUUAUUGGCUGGAAUGCACAUUGUGUUGCUAAUAGGUCUGUGUCUGUUCAAAUAGAAUAUAAGUUAUAGCUUUGUAUCUUUCUUGAGCAGCUCGUGGUUUUAAGUUUUAUUUGUUUAAUUAUGGUCAUUGCAAUAUUUUUUAUAUUUGUGUUUUUUUUUUUGUAGUAAAAAUAAAUAUGAAGUCUGCUUCAUACCCCCAGCUUUCUGGUAGUUUAUGGUUAUUUGUGGAUAAAUGUAUGUAAAUUUUCACAUUCUUCAUUAAAACACGUUGAGAACCUCC
Messenger RNA from Sinocyclocheilus grahami, 3370 nucleotides. Its product is annotated as lysine-specific histone demethylase 1A-like. Gene Ontology annotation, molecular function: flavin adenine dinucleotide binding; oxidoreductase activity; transcription factor binding. The transcript is spliced from 21 exons. Gene Ontology annotation, biological process: regulation of DNA-templated transcription; chromatin remodeling. The coding region runs from base 18 to 2510 and encodes 830 amino acids. Gene Ontology annotation, cellular component: nucleus. Lineage: Eukaryota; Metazoa; Chordata; Actinopteri; Cypriniformes; Cyprinidae. The record is from RefSeq and is a predicted model, not a curated record.